This is a messenger RNA of Phialemonium atrogriseum, 942 nucleotides long. Its product is annotated as S-adenosyl-L-methionine-dependent methyltransferase. Gene Ontology annotation, molecular function: methyltransferase activity. Lineage: Eukaryota; Fungi; Ascomycota; Sordariomycetes; Cephalothecales; Cephalothecaceae. The record is from RefSeq and is a predicted model, not a curated record. The transcript has 8 exons. The coding region runs from base 1 to 942 and encodes 313 amino acids.
AUGGCUGUCCAGGAAGGCACUAUCGAUGACGAUGCAGACUCGGCGCUUGGCAGCGAUGCGGCCAGUUCAACCGCAUCUGUCACCUCCAGCAUCCGUGAAUAUCGAACUAUUCAUGGAAGGACCUACCAUAGCAAAUUCGGUGAUACCGACUAUUGGGCGUCGAACGAUGAGAGACAGACGGAGGCGAUGGAUAUCAACCAUCAUGCCCUCACCCUCUCUAUCGGCGACAAGCUCCAUCUUGCCCCCUUGAAGAAAGAUAUUAAGAGAGCACUCGAUGUUGGGACUGGGACAGUCUUACUUAUCGAGAUUGGAAGUGAUUUCGCCGACGAAUUUCCCGACACUGAGGUCGUUGGUACCGAUCUUUCACCCAUCCAACCAUCAUGGGUCCCACCAAACUUGAAGUUCGAAAUCGACGACUGCACGAAGAAUUGGACCUUUCCGCGAGACUCGUUCGACUACAUCCACAUACGCUGGCUAGUCGGAAGCAUCCCCGACUGGAACGAGCUGUUCAAGCAGGCCUACAAGUGCUGCAAGCCAGGCGGGUACCUGGAGAGCUACGAGGGAUCUGCGACGAUGGAGAGCGACGACGGGACCGUCCUGAAGACGAGCGCGAUGGGCCAGUGGGCCAGCUUCUUUGUCGAAGGCGGGAAGAAGCUGGGGCAGACGUUCCUGGUCGUCGAUGAGGGUAUUCAGAGGAAGGCUAUGGAAGCGGCUGGGUUUGUCGAUAUCCAGGAGAGGAACAUCAAGACCCCUGUCGGUGGGUGGCCUGAUGAUCCAAAGAUGAGGGAGAUAGGGCAGUAUGCGCAGUUGGUUCUUGAGGAGGAUUCCGAGGGCUAUGUCCUUUUCCUGGCCAACGCCCAGGGCUGGUCGAAAGAGGAGGUAAUACACCAUGGAUACUACCGGCAAAAGGUUGUCUGGGGUCGGAAGCCGGAUUCGUCCUGA